Epinephelus moara (kelp grouper) is the source of this 2339-nucleotide messenger RNA. RefSeq names its product centrosomal protein 41 (gene cep41). The record is from RefSeq and is a predicted model, not a curated record. Gene Ontology annotation, cellular component: ciliary basal body. Gene Ontology annotation, biological process: cilium assembly; protein polyglutamylation. The transcript is spliced from 11 exons. NCBI's taxonomy places the organism in Eukaryota, Metazoa, Chordata, Actinopteri, Perciformes, Serranidae. Bases 40 to 1152 code for a protein of 370 amino acids.
AAAGUUAAAAGUUGAUGUUUGGUAUUUCGGUUUGAAAAGAUGUCGUUCAAUAAGGGCAUCGGCAGUGUGGAGUACAUGAAGAAAAGGAUACCGAGAAAUGAAAAGUAUCAACAUGUCAAAACCAGGCUGGACACAGGAUGCAGCCUGACAAAGUACAUGGAGAGACUGGAGGACAUUAAAAAAAAUUACAGGUAUCGAAAAGAUGAAAUCUUCAAGCGGUUAAAGGUGACAACAUUUGCACAGUUGAUACUUCAGGUGGCCUCUGUAUCAGACCUGAACGAAAGUGAGCUCAAUGGCGAAUCACACGGCCCAGAUGAUGGUCUGUCAGUGGUGUCUGAUGCAGACCUGGAGUGUCUGUCUGAACACACCAACGGCUCCCCGCAGCCGCCUCCAUCAGAUCGCCAGGAUGCAGGAGACACCAGGGAAAUGUGCUACUCUGCCAGGUCCACACUGCUGAGUGUCAUUAGUGGUGUUGGAGAGAUGAACCUCGACAGACGUCAUCAGAAGACGGAGAAUGAGUCGGUGUCCAACCCCGAGCCAGCUGACCGCCCCUACCCCGACUGCCCCUACCUGCUGCUGGACGUACGGGACCGCGACCAGUACGACCGCUGCCACAUCAUCAGCGCUCACAGUUUCCCCAUCGCCAUGCUGUCCCGAACAAUGAACCCCUACACCAAAGACGUGCUGGAAUACAAAAAUUCAGCGGGGAAGAUCAUCAUCAUGUACGAUGAAGAUGAGAGAGUAGCCGGACAGGCAGCCACCAUCAUGUGUGAACGAGGAUUUGAGAAUCUGUUUUUGUUGUCUGGAGGUCUCAAGGUCAUCGCUCAGAAAUUUCCAGAAGGGAUGACAACAGGCUCCUUCCCGACCUCCUGCCUGUCCUCUCCCACGUCACGGAAGGGGAAGAUCUCUGCGCCGCUGCAGCAGCCGUCACAGGCAGCAGAGAAGAGGUGGCGGUUUACAUCAGACGAGCUGAACAAAGUCCAGGAGCAGCUGGACGAAAUCCUCAUCCCCAGUAACUCCAACAGCCGCAUGUCCAGCCGCAUGUCGACCAGCAGCUCUCAGUCUAAAGCGUCCAGCGCUCGGAGUCGACAGAGUUCCUCUACAGCUGGCAGGGACAGCGCCAGAGUUCAGAGCAGCAGACCCUGGAAAUAACACCACCUCCACAUCCUGUUCCCCCCAACCACACAGAUACACACAAACAAACAUACCUCCAACACAACAUCCAUUUAUUUCAGGAUCCAUAACUGUCGCAGUCUGAAAGUAAUCCUCCCAGAGACAGGCAGGAAACAGCACAGAUACUGUAUCACAGCAACUUUUAAUCCAGAAUUUUCUCUGACACAGCUACUGAAAAUAAAUUCUUGUCAAAUUUUAAAACCAACGACCAAAAAAUAAAACUCUAAUUAGGCCUUAAUGAACAACAGUAUCAAAUUAAAGACAAAAAAUCUGUAGGAAAAGAACAAAGAAAUUCUGGAGCUUUCUGUCAGACUGAAGUAUUUUCCCCUCCAUGUUUUUCAUUUUCUUGUAAUAUUCAAUAAAUGGUGUGUAUUUGAAUGUUUGCACAGUGCCUCGUCUGUGAACCUGAAAUCUGAUGGAUCUUUUUGCACUCAAAUUAACUUUGUGACACUACUCUCAUGCUUAUUUUUCAACAGCGAAUGAGCAGAUAAUCAUUUCAUUCUUUUUUAAUAUUAUUAUGUCCAAAAAAGGUCACGUUAGCUCCGUCAGUAUGAGCUGUUAAAUAAAUGGCAUUCCUAACCGAGUUUUCCACUGCAGAAUGUUAAGAUGAUAUGAAGGAUGUGCUGUGAAUCUGUGUAUUACAUGAGAUGGAAUUUCUAUAAAUAUUGUUACAGAGCCUGAGAAAAGCUGUGCUGUAUUUUUGUAAUUUUCCCCAUGAUGUCUUAAUGUGAUUCCUAAACUGACGGUAGACAAACAGCCUGUAUGUGAGGCCUUUUCAUUCACUUAUGCUGUUAUGUGACUGGUUUUCUUUGUGUGUGUGUAGAUUAAAGUACUGUACGCUGUCAUCACACUAACUGACUCAUCGAGGCCUUCGCAGUGUCAAAGGUCAAAGAGAGGAAACAUGGCUGUAACCAAGGUACAAGCAGCACUUCAGGGCCCACAGAUGCAUUUAAAGACAGUAUUUCUGAUUUGUGGCCUUUUGUUUGGUUGCAGUGACUCAUUGCAUCGUUCUGGAUUCACUCACACACUCACAGUCUCCUAUGAAGUGCAUUUAAUAAAAAUAUGGACCGAAUGAUGUCUUCACCAUCGGUUUACUCACAUGAACGAUGUGAUCACAUGAUUGUGUUUGUAAAUGAAUGUUAAAUAAAGUGUAUAAUUGUUUGCUC